This is a messenger RNA of Bombus pyrosoma, 1143 nucleotides long. RefSeq names its product vesicle-trafficking protein SEC22b-B (gene Sec22). Bases 68 to 709 code for a protein of 213 amino acids. Gene Ontology annotation, molecular function: SNAP receptor activity. Gene Ontology annotation, cellular component: SNARE complex; Golgi membrane; endoplasmic reticulum-Golgi intermediate compartment. The transcript is spliced from 5 exons. Lineage: Eukaryota; Metazoa; Arthropoda; Insecta; Hymenoptera; Apidae. Gene Ontology annotation, biological process: vesicle fusion with Golgi apparatus; retrograde vesicle-mediated transport, Golgi to endoplasmic reticulum; endoplasmic reticulum to Golgi vesicle-mediated transport. The record is from RefSeq and is a predicted model, not a curated record.
UAUUUUGCAAAGAUUUCAUUAUUUUUUUCUAUAUUUUCGGUGACAAGAGUAAUUGAUUUUUAUCAAAAUGGUGUUAUUAACAAUGAUUGCGAGGAUAGCAGAUGGUUUGCCACUGGCAGCCACGAUGCAAGAAGAUGAACAGAGCGAGAGAAGAAUUUUAGAAUAUCAGAAUCAGGCAAAAAUGUUAUUUAGAAGAUUAGAACCACAGUCUCCAGCCAGAUGUACCAUAGAAACAGGUCCAUAUUUAUUCCAUUAUUUAAUUGAAAAUGAAGUAUGUUAUUUGGUAUUGUGUGAAAAAAACUACAGUAAACGGGCCGUAUAUAAUUAUCUUGAAGAUAUAGCGCAAGAAUUUCAUUCAUCGUAUGGUAAACAUGUCAAUACAGUUACUAGGCCCUACAGUUUUAUUGAAUUCAAUACAUACAUCCAAAAAGCAAAGAAAGUUUUUUUGGAUGGUAGAUCAAGAAGAAAUAUGAAUGCACUCAAUAGCCAACUACAGGAUGUGCAAAGAAUCAUGGUUCAAAAUAUAGAUGAUGUCUUGCAAAGGGGUACAGUUCUUUCAGAGUUAGACACUAAAACACAAAAUUUGACUAUGUUGUCACAAAAAUAUAAAAAAGAUGCAACUCAUUUAAAUAGCAAGUCCAUGUAUGUAAAAGCUGUGGCUGGACUUGUUGCGUUUUUGGUCUUCCUGCUAUACUUUUUUAUUCUUUAGUUUCUCAAUCUAUUUGAAAAGUUGGUUACGAUUAUGUAAAGACAAUUAAUGUUUUUCAUCAUAUUGUUUUUCCAAAAUUAGCAGGUAUUUUUUUCUUUGUGAAUUUACUUUUCCACAUAAUGUAUCUAAAUUUUAAGUUCACCUGAAAUUGGAAACAAUGUACAUAUAUUGUAUUCAGGCAAAAGCUAGUCGCACGGAAUAUAAUGAUACCCAUACCAUUCAAGACAUUGUUCCAUAUAUUGUCAUACAGUAAAUAUAAUGGUUUUCUACAUAAUUAAGAUAAUGUAUGACCAUCUUUACUUUGGCUUAGUAAAAGAUAUCCUCUAACAAGUAAGACAAUAUGUAUAGUCAUGGUUAUUGUUAUAUUAAGAAUUAUUUUAUUCUUAUCACUUUAUUUAUAAGGCAAGGAAAUUAAUAUUACAUUCAUAUUUAAA